UCGCAUGAUGUGGUCAGGAGUUUAAAGGAGUGUGUGUUUCGAGGUCUGUUUUCUGAGCAGGACAUGAUGGAUCGAGCAGCUCUCAGACUGAUUCUCUUGAGCGUCUUUCUCAUCUCAGCCAGUUCACAACCUGUUAAGAAGAAACAAGAUGUGGAUAUAUACAGCUUCUACAUUAACUCCACGGUCACCAGUCGCUACGCCACAACGGUCAUCACAAGCCGUGUGGCGAACACACUGAAUGAAUCUCAAGAGAUCCAGUUUGAGGUCAAGAUACCCAAGACUGCCUUCAUCAGCAAAUUCAGAAUGACCAUAGAGGGGAAGACAUAUGAUGGUGUGGUGAAGGAAAAACAGGAAGCUCAGCAGCAGUACAGUGAAGCAGUAUCUCGAGGACAAAGUGCUGGACUGAUCAAAUCUGUUGGAAGGACUUUAGAAGACUUUAAAACUUCAGUGUCGGUGGCUGCUUUUAGUAAAGUGACCUUUGAGUUGACCUACGAAGAACUGCUAAAGCGCCGCCUCGGCAAAUAUGAGUUACUCAUCAAUGCCCAACCGAUGCAGCCGGUGGCAGAUUUCAAGAUGGAUGUACACAUCCAAGAGAAACCAGGAAUUUCCUUCUUGGAGGUGAAAGGAGAUUUGAGCACCGGUGAUCUGGCCAAUGCCAUCAAAACCACCAGAGCAGACAAAGACGCAUGGGUGACCUUCUACCCCACUCGAGAUCAACAGACCAAGUGUAAAAGCUGUGGAGAAAAUGGGCUGAAUGGUGACCUGCUUAUAACAUACGAUGUUGAGAGAUUAAAUCCUAAAGGAGAAGUCAUGGUAUCAAAUGGCUAUUUUGUCCACUACUUUGCACCCUCUGAUGUUCCACGUAUUCCCAAAAAUGUGGUGUUUAUCAUUGACCGGAGCGGUUCUAUGCACGGCAGAAAAAUAGAUCAGACUCGUUUGGCACUGCUAAAGAUUUUAAGUGAUCUUGAUGAGGAUGACCACUUUGGAUUGAUCACCUUUGAUCAUUUAGUUCUUACAUGGAAGCAUGAACUCCUGAAAGCUACCAAGCAAAACCUGAAGAAAGCAAAAUCCUUUGUGAAGGAUAUCAGAGCGAGAGGAAACACAAACAUAAACGCUGCAGUUCUAGCAGGAAUGGACAUGAUCAAUCGACAUCCACAAGAGGGAACCACCUCCAUCCUGAUCCUGCUGACUGAUGGAGAUCCCACUUCAGGUGAAACUAACAUAGAGAGGAUAAUGGCCAAUGUGAAAAAGGCCAUUGGGCUGAAGUUUCCCCUCUAUUGUCUUGGUUUUGGACAUGAUGUUAACUUUGACUUCCUGACAAAGAUGUCACUGGAAAAUGGUGGAGUCGCUCGCAGGAUUUAUGAAGAUUCGGACGCUGAUCUACAGCUGCAGGGCUUCUAUGAUGAAGUUGCCGUCCCUCUCCUCGCUGAUAUUCAACUUAAAUACACAGGAGGGACAAACCUUACCAAGAUCAUCUUUAACCUGUACUUCAACGGCUCUGAGAUUGUGGUUUCAGGACAAAUCACAGACAACAGAGUGGAGAGUUUCAGCACUGAAGUCAUUGCAGUAUCAAAAGGCAGUAGUGUGACGUAUCAGGACACUGUAAUGAUAAAAGACCCCAGUGAUGUCCCACCUGAGAAUGAAGAUUUCAUGCAGAGACUGUGGGCCUACCUUACAGUGAAGCAACUUCUGGAAAGGCAGUAAGUUUAUGGAGUGAUAUGACAUUUUGCGUUUUAAAUUGGACAUUGAGGACAUCUUUCUGUCUCAGGGUGCUUCUUAAAGGACAAGAGAAAGAGGAUGAAGA
Megalobrama amblycephala (Wuchang bream) is the source of this 1804-nucleotide messenger RNA. Its product is annotated as inter-alpha-trypsin inhibitor heavy chain H3-like. The transcript is spliced from 12 exons. Lineage: Eukaryota; Metazoa; Chordata; Actinopteri; Cypriniformes; Xenocyprididae. The record is from RefSeq and is a predicted model, not a curated record. Bases 64 to 1704 code for a protein of 546 amino acids.